Messenger RNA from Zophobas morio, 3063 nucleotides. Its product is annotated as bombesin receptor subtype-3-like. Bases 375 to 2192 code for a protein of 605 amino acids. Gene Ontology annotation, biological process: G protein-coupled receptor signaling pathway. The record is from RefSeq and is a predicted model, not a curated record. Gene Ontology annotation, cellular component: membrane. Lineage: Eukaryota; Metazoa; Arthropoda; Insecta; Coleoptera; Tenebrionidae. Gene Ontology annotation, molecular function: G protein-coupled receptor activity. The transcript has 8 exons.
GUCGCUGGGCGUCCGUCGAGUGCUUCAGUCCUCGUCCGUAACGAACUUUACGCAAAAGAGGAAAUAAAGUGUCGAUGGAGUAAAGGUAAAGCACCAGUAGAUCCUACAUUUUCGCAACUAUAGCAACAACCCCUUCACUUUUCAUUGACGCCUGUGAGAAAUAUAUUGGUUUCUACAUCCGGGAUUAAAAUUUGUCCAACAAGAUUUUAGCUACAAUGAUGGAGGAGGACAAAGUGUGUCGUUUCACUUAAUGUGGAUGUGUGAAGAAUAAAUUAGUUACCUUUGAAGUACUCUUUGUACGAGCCAAUCGAUCAGAUGUAGCAACAGAACGUGUGCGCCAUGGACGUCGUGAAAUAGCCCGGAACUGGACCGGAAUGACAUCUAUGUUUCUCAACAUACCACUGAUAGUGAUCUCUUCAUUGGGCAUUCUCUGCAACGGAUAUAUCGUAACCGCCGUCCUCCUCACCAGACAGGUGACGACUGCUAACAACAUCCUACUGUUGCACCUAGGAGCGAUCGACGUCCUUCUCGGAGUACUAUUUUUGAUAUUCACAGCAGGAUUUUCAAAAUCGGAAUGGCUGACCAACGGCCUUCCGUGUGUUUUCCACGGUUUUUUGUACAACAUGUUGCACCCAUUAGCACUGUGGACUAUCUGCGGCCUCAAUUGUGACAGAUAUUACGCCAUUGCCGCUCCCCUUCAUUAUAGCCACAUCGUCAAUGCCAAAAAGGUCCUAGCGGGUUUGGGCAUCGGCUGGACCAUUUCCCUUUUACUCUGCCUGCCACCUCUCUUCAUGGUAGCACCCUACACAUACAUUCACGGUCUCGAAGCUUGCGCCCCUGAUUUUUCCUUCGGUUCUGGCACUCUCUGGUACUCAACACUCUACACUGCGUUCACUCUUCUUCUUCCUGCCACUCUCAUCAUCUGCUGCAACCUCAAGAUUUUGAUGAUAGCCCGCUACCACCGUCACCGCAUCGCAUCAGCCAUCUACGAAGUAACACUCUCAGCUCAAGUGACAAUAACACACCAAAGAAACCCAUUUUUCGUACCAACAGUGACGGCACAAGGCCCACCAAGAUUUAGAGGACGCAGCGCCAUCUAUUCCGUGCUACAGCUGGUCGGCUCUCUGGCAAUUCUGUAUCUUCCUUACUAUAGUUUAAUCAUAUGGGAAGCUACGAGUAGUUCCUUCGAAAGAAUAUCUAAACCGAAUCAUCCACACUUCUUCACGACUGCCAUGGUGCUGCUCAUUUUUUCACCACCAAUCAAUGGGUUCCUGUACGGAGUGAAAAGCAAGCCGUUGCGGAAGACGUUUAAGAACUACUGGAGGAAGAAGCAGACCAAGAGUGAAGUGAACCAGGAGAUACAGGCGAGGACUCCGUCGACUUGUGGGUCGAGGAGGCCAUCAUUGACUCCGUUGGGGUUUUUAACAAAGCCCACUUUGCAGACACGAUUGUCUGAGGCUCUCUUAGAUGUACAAAAAGCGGUGAACAGUCCACACAAGAACAAAAUUAAAAGAGUACCAACGGAUUUGUCGUGGCGGCCUGGAUCAGCCAACAGUCUGAACCUGCUUUCGAAAGAAGAAGGGAAGAAGAUGAAGCAGACUUCCAGCUGUAACACACUACAGGUUCCUGUGAGCGAUACGGAAAUUUCCGUCAUUACCGAAGACGAAAACAACCAAAUAGCAACUCAAAAAUCUCCAAAUAAACUCAAUCCUGCCAAUCUUUUACUCCACAAGAUCUUCGGUAACUCGGAAACCACCGAGAAGAAGAGCGAAGUUGUCCAAAAUAUCCUCGACGGAACACCGAAGCAUUCCCCUAGAAUCACUAUAACUAGGACCUACUCUGAAGAAAGUGACGCUUCUAGAAGAGACACCAUUACCAGGAAACAUUCCUUGUCUAGUACGACCCUGCUCGAACGCAAAUGGCGGCAGUUGAGGGAGAGUGAGGAGAAGAGCGCCCCCACCACCACAACGAAGCCCUUGUUGGACAACUCAAGCAACGGGAGUGACUCAUCGGAAACUUCCGAAACGUCUAGCGGGAAAAUUUUUAUGGCUUUGGACAACAAGCUCCAAGAGACCAAUGAAAACCAGUUACUAUUGCUCACGUGGCCUCACAGGAGUGGGGACGAGAAGAAGCCUAAGCCGGUUCUGUUGAAGCAGAAAACAAUACAAUCACAUGAUGUUGUUUUGCAUUAGGUUUUGUUAAUUCCUUAGGUAUCUGUCAUAGUUUAUGUGAUGUCUGAAUGUGAUAAUUAGCAAAUUAAUGUGGAACAGUGGAGCGCAGCAAUUAUUUUAUUAUUGUUGGCCGCUUGUUAGUGUCACACCUGUUAUAACGCGAACCAUUAUUAAAAUAUUUAAAUGUCUAAAAACUGUUGACGAGAUUUCGAAGAGGUUUAAAAAUACAUUCCAAAUAAGAGUAUUUCCAACAUGUUUAAAACGGUCAAUAGAUGUAACAAGUGCUUUGACUAAAGUGUAUUGUGUUCGGAUAAUUUGUCAUAUUGUCAUGUUGGGGGAGGGAGACUGUAUGCGGUGAAGUUGAAACUAAUGUGACACUUGACAGAUUACAAGAACAUAAACUUAAUCAGCCGCAUAGUGAAGUCAGUAAACAAAUUCAGCUUCAAUAUCCGUUUAGUUUUGAAACCGACGUAUGGAAAAUUGCUGAAUCACAGGGUAAUAAUACAAUCGUUUUGUAUGAGUAAACAAUUGUCAAAUGCAUAUCUUACAAAUAAUAAACCGAUCAGUAUUAAAGCGACUCAUAGGCGAUAAUAUAAAUAAAUAUAAGUCAAAAAUUACCUGUACUAAAAAUAUUUUUAAUUAAACGGUGUACCUACAUACUUUGUUACAUUGUACUGUUUUGUAUAGUUAGUAAUUUAACAAAAUUUGUUGUGUACAAAUGAAUGGAAAACGUGUUACUGUGUGUAACAAGAGAUAAUCCUCUAGUCAUUAUCUAGUCAUCUUUAGUGUCCUGUUGUUAGUCACUUUCAUUUUAUUUUUAUUUUUGUGAUUAUUGUUUAUAAGCAUCAUGUACUAGAUUAUAAUUUUCUUAAAUAAAUGUUGAAAAACUGUA